UGACAUGGAAGCAGAAGCAGUUGAAGCUAUUGGUGAAGAAUCUGAAACUUUCAUUAAAGGCAAAGAACGGAAGACAUAUCAGAGACGUCGGGAAGGUGGGCAGGAGGAGGAUGCUUGCCCGAUGCCACCCAACCAAGCAGAUGGGACUGAAGUAGUACAGGAUGUCAAUACUGGUGUUCAGAUGGUCAUGAUGGAGCAGCUUGAUCCAACGCUGCUUCAGAUGAAGACAGAAGUCAUGGAAGGUGCAGUGCAACAAGAAGCUGAAGCCACUGUGGAUGACACACAAAUAAUAACCCUGCAGGUUGUGAACAUGGAAGAGCAGCCCAUCAACCUGGGUGAACUCCAGCUUGUCCAAGUGCCCGUCCCAGUGUCUGUACCUGUUGCUACCACUUCUGUAGAAGAACUUCAGGGGGCCUAUGAAAAUGAGGUCUCUAAGGGUGGCCUCCAGGAGGGGGAGCCCAUGAUCUGUCACACUCUCCCUUUGCCAGAAGGCUUCCAGGUAGUAAAGGUUGGGGCAAAUGGUGAGGUGGAGACAUUGGAGCAAGGGGAACUUCAGCCUCAGGAGGAUCCUAACUGGCAGAAAGACCCAGACUAUCAACCCCCCACCAAAAAGACAAAGAAAACCAAAAAAAGCAAACUCCGUUACACUGAGGAGGGAAAGGAUGUGGAUGUGUCUGUAUAUGAUUUUGAAGAGGAGCAACAGGAGGGCUUGCUUUCAGAUGUCAAUGCAGAGAAGGUGGUGGGCAACAUGAAACCCCCAAAGCCAACAAAAAUUAAAAAGAAAGGGGUGAAGAAGACAUUCCAGUGUGAACUGUGCAGUUAUACGUGCCCCCGGCGUUCAAACUUGGAUCGUCACAUGAAAAGCCACACGGAUGAGAGGCCACACAAGUGCCACCUUUGUGGCAGAGCCUUCCGGACAGUCACACUGCUGAGGAAUCACCUCAAUACUCACACAGGUACUCGUCCUCACAAGUGUCCUGACUGUGACAUGGCCUUUGUGACAAGUGGAGAGUUGGUUCGGCAUCGCCGCUAUAAACAUACCCAUGAGAAGCCAUUCAAGUGUUCCAUGUGUGACUACGCCAGCGUGGAGGUUAGCAAAUUGAAACGCCACAUUCGUUCUCAUACUGGGGAACGUCCAUUCCAGUGCAGUUUGUGCAGCUAUGCCAGCAGAGACACUUACAAACUGAAGAGGCACAUGAGGACCCAUUCUGGUGAGAAGCCCUACGAGUGUUACAUUUGCCAUGCUCGCUUCACCCAGAGUGGGACAAUGAAGAUGCACAUCCUGCAGAAGCACACGGAAAACGUGGCUAAGUUCCACUGCCCCCACUGUGACACAGUGAUUGCACGAAAGAGCGACUUAGGUGUCCAUUUGCGGAAGCAGCAUUCCUACAUCGAGCAGGGCAAAAAGUGUCGUUACUGUGACGCCGUGUUCCAUGAGCGAUAUGCACUCAUCCAGCACCAGAAGUCUCACAAAAAUGAGAAGCGCUUCAAAUGUGACCAGUGCGACUAUGCGUGCCGACAGGAACGGCACAUGAUCAUGCACAAGCGAACCCACACUGGAGAAAAGCCUUAUGCCUGUAGCCAUUGCGACAAAACCUUCCGCCAGAAGCAGCUGCUUGAUAUGCACUUCAAGCGCUACCAUGAUCCAAACUUUGUUCCAGCUGCCUUUGUCUGCUCUAAGUGUGGCAAAACGUUCACACGCCGUAACACAAUGGCCAGACAUGCAGAUAACUGUUUAGGCCCUGAUGGGGUUGAAGGAGAGAAUGGAGGGGAACCCAAGAAGGGGAAACGUGGCCGGAAGAGAAAGAUGCGCUCCAAAAAAGAGGACUCUUCUGACAGUGAGGAAAACGCUGAACCAGAGUUGGAUGAGAAUGAGGAGGAGGAAGAAACAGCAGUUGAAGUUGAGGCUGAACCCGAAGUGGAGCCUGUGGUCCCAGCCCCUCCGCCUGCUAAGAAGCGAAGAGGACGUCCGCCGGGCAAAGCCAAUCAAGCCAAACAGCCCCAACCUACAGCAAUCAUUCAGGUGAAAGACCAGAGCACUGGUGCAAUUGAAAACAUUAUUGUGGAAGUCAAGAAGAAGCCCGAAGCAGAGACUGUAGGGGCCGCUACAGGAACUCAGCCAGCAGCAGUGGAAGCACCCAAUGGAGACCUCACCCCAGAGAUGAUUCUUAGCAUGAUGGACCGGUGAUGGAGGAAGGGUUAUGCUCUAACUGAACUGGCCUGGGCUCUUUUGAAGUGGCUCAAUCCCUUUUAUUUUAUUUUAUUUUAUUUUCCUUUUUACCUUACUUUUGGCUUUGGGAAAUGCAUCAUUUUUAGACCAUUUUACCAAACAACCUGGGAAACAAAACUUCAAAUGAUGUUAGGAUGUGAUUUGCCUAGAACAUUCUCUCUUCUCUUACUCUGUCUCUCUCUCUGUCUCUGUCUCUGUAUCUCUCUUUCUCUCUCUCUCUCUCUCUCUCUUUCUCUCUCUCUCUCUCUCUCGCUGUUUAAUGUUAGCCUAACCG
Molecule: messenger RNA, 2504 nt
Organism: Python bivittatus (Burmese python)
Lineage: Eukaryota; Metazoa; Chordata; Lepidosauria; Squamata; Pythonidae
Source: RefSeq, a predicted model, not a curated record